AUAGGAAUCACCGGAUGUGGUUCAAGUUCUCCUUGGUUCACGUGCCCUUCACAUCCUUAGUUCUGACAGCAAAGCAUCCCAUAAUAAUUUAACUAUGGCAGCUCAGGUCACUGAAUCAGAUCAGAUUAAACAGUUUAAAGAAUUUUUGGGCACCUACAACAAACUGACAGAAAACUGCUUUAUGGAUUGUGUAAAAGAUUUCACUACAAGAGAAGUCAAACCAGAAGAGACCACGUGCUCUGAGAGCUGCUUACAGAAGUACCUGAAAAUGACACAGAGGAUCUCCAUGCGUUUCCAGGAAUAUCACAUCCAGCAAAAUGAAGCAUUGGCUGCUAAAGCUGGCUUGUUAGGACAGCCGCGGUAAUCAACCGCUAUUACAAUGGACUCCAAACCAGUACGCCACUCUUUCAGUGUGGAGAAGGGGUCUCCAAACUGGACCCCGCAGAGGACAGAGACAUGGGUGAAAGCGUGAGAAGUCCUCUGAGCUCCAUCACAUCUUCAGAUAAUGGGGGUUUCCUUUCAACAAGGACAGAUACUCUAAUAUUGAUGGAUGCAGAUACUGAUUUGUUGACAUGCUACAAAAUAUUCUCACUUAUUGAGUUUAUUACUGUAUGUAAUUUAACUGAAGAAAUAAAUGUGUUUAAGAACGGUGAACUUUUAAGUUUUCCAUUUUUUUGUUAUAUUUCCUGGGCAAAUUGUCAUCAAAGAUUGGCAGACAUUGAAGCCAUUUAGAUGUUUUGUAUUGUGACAUUGGUUUCCUCAAUUAAGCAUUUAUUUUAAAAUCAGUUGUCUUUUAUUUGUCAUUUUUAUAUAAUGUAGCAUUUCAUUAUACUUCAAAACUUACUUGUACAGCAAUGAGAAUCAUUACUGCCGAAAAAAAUUACACACAAAAGAU
Molecule: messenger RNA, 895 nt
Organism: Triplophysa rosa
Lineage: Eukaryota; Metazoa; Chordata; Actinopteri; Cypriniformes; Nemacheilidae
Gene: timm9
Product: translocase of inner mitochondrial membrane 9 homolog
Exons: 4
Coding region: 95-364 (89 amino acids)
Source: RefSeq, a predicted model, not a curated record